UAUGUUUUCCAACUACGCAAGCAAAAUCCGUUGUUUUUCUUUUCUUCGUCACUGCUAUAUUCAUGGGCUUCUCCUUCACUUUCGUUCUAUUUGCCUGCUAAAUAUUCACCUCAUUUUUCCCGGAAAAUAGAAGAAAACGCUGAAUGAUAAUUGUCCUAUCUCGAUUUGGCAAUCUUUGUUAGUUCGACAUGUUGCAUGCUGAAUUUGAAGGAUAGCUUUUGUACCAUAAAGGUGGUUUACUUGCGUAUACUAUAUCUUACAUUGUACUGGUUGCCAGCCAUACAGAAUAACAGAAGGAGGGAAAGUUAUACAAAAUUGGAGGGUUGUGGAACGGAAACCUUCACAUUGUCUUGGCUGGAAUAUGUAAAACAUAUAAUUGACCAAGUCAAGGGAAGACUAUUUGUUACAACGAAUUCUAAGUUAGUUCAUGGGUUUGAUUGAUAUUCUAUGUUCUUCCAGAUUUCUUUUUACACUAGUUGAGGCCACUAGCAGGUCAGGGGCCAUGUGGCCCCUAAAAUUAGAAAUGGAGUCUACUGUUACCAUUGGCUGGACCGUCUUCAGUUCAAGUAUAUUUAUGUUUGUAGCUCUUGUUCUCUCCACAUAUCUGAUAUUUCAGCAUUUAGCUGCCUAUAAUCAGCCUGAGGAGCAGAAGUUUUUGAUUGGUCUCAUCUUAAUGGUUCCUGUUUAUGCCUUAGAAUCGUUUUUGUCACUAUUGGAUUCCAGUGCAGCAUUUAACUGUGAAGUUAUUCGGGACUGCUAUGAGGCUUUUGCAUUGUAUUGCUUUCAGAGAUAUUUGAUAGCUUGCUUAGGUGGUGAGGACAAAACAAUUCAAUUUAUGGAAAGUAUGAGCCUAACAGACUCCAGCACUCCUCUUCUAAAAGAAUCAUAUGCAUAUGGAGUUGUAGAGCAUCCAUUUCCCUUAAAUUGCUUUUUAAGAGACUGGUAUCUUGGCACUGACUUCUAUCAAUCUGUGAAAAUUGGCAUCGUACAAUAUAUGAUACUGAAAAUGAUAUGUGCAUUGCUGGCAAUGAUUCUGCAGUCUUUUGGGGUUUAUGGAGAGGGAAAAUUUGAAUGGAAAUAUGGGUAUCCCUAUUUGGCAUGCAUUCUUAAUUUUAGUCAGACAUGGGCCUUGUAUUGCCUUGUACAGUUCUAUUCUGUCACGAAAGAUAAAUUGGAUCCAAUAAAACCAUUGACAAAAUUUUUAACUUUUAAGUCAAUCGUCUUCUUGACAUGGUGGCAAGGUGUGGCUGUUGCAUUUCUUUUUUUCAUGGGAGCAUUUCAAGGGUCUUUGGCUCAAGAGCUGACAACGCGUAUACAAGACUAUAUAAUCUGUAUAGAGAUGGGUGUUGCUGCUGUUGUGCACCUUUACGUCUUUCCUGCAGUACCUUACAAAAGAGGAGAGAGGUGUGUCCGUGAUGUAUCAGUGAUGGCAGACUAUGCAUCGCUGGGAACCCCUCCUGAUCCUGCUGAGGUUCAAGAUUCUGAAAGCUCAACUAGAAUGCAUCUGGGUAGACAUGAUGACAUGGAGAGGCGUAUGAAAUUUACCCACAAUGUUCGUGAUGUGGUCUUCGGAAGUGGUGAAAUUAUUGUCGAUGACAUGAAAUUUACAGUUUCACAUGUAGUAGAACCUGUAGAAAGGGGUAUUGCAAAGUUAACCAAAGCCUUCCAUCAGAUAUCCGAAAAUGUGAAACGCCAUGAAGAGGAGCGGAGAAGAAGCACAAAGGUCAAGGAUGACAGUUACCUUGUUCCCUUGAGUUCUUGGAGACCAGAAUUUUCUGAUGUUCACGACGCUUUUGUGGAAGGAAGUUUCAGUGAUAGUGGUUUGCCCAGCAGAAAGAGGCAACAUCUCCCAUAGAAAGCGUCCGCGUAUCGUGGAAGAGAAGAUAGUUUAACCCUUGACAUACAGUUGAACAAAGUAUAGUUUUUGCACCCACAAGAUAGAAAUUUCUGAUAGAUUUUGACGUCAAAUUAUAACUCAAAAUGAUAAUCUGGUGACCUUUUUCAAAAA
This is a messenger RNA of Vigna angularis (adzuki bean), 2008 nucleotides long. RefSeq names its product protein LAZ1 homolog 1. Gene Ontology annotation, molecular function: transporter activity. The coding region runs from base 428 to 1855 and encodes 475 amino acids. The record is from RefSeq and is a predicted model, not a curated record. NCBI's taxonomy places the organism in Eukaryota, Viridiplantae, Streptophyta, Magnoliopsida, Fabales, Fabaceae. Gene Ontology annotation, biological process: transport. The transcript has 9 exons.